Molecule: messenger RNA, 4392 nt
Organism: Thermochaetoides thermophila DSM 1495
Lineage: Eukaryota; Fungi; Ascomycota; Sordariomycetes; Sordariales; Chaetomiaceae
Exons: 1
Coding region: 1-4392 (1463 amino acids)
Biological process (GO): intracellular transport
Source: RefSeq, a predicted model, not a curated record
AUGGAUCCUCCAUCCAAGAAGCGUAGCAUCUUCGGGGGCAUCACAAGCCUCUUCCGCAGCUCGACUGCUCCCCCCGAGGAUCGCAAGGGCAAGUCCACGAACUCAAACUCGGUCACCGCGAACGCGCCUUCGCUGCCUCCUCCCCAACCCGAGUCAAACGGCGCGUCGUCGCCCUUCAGCCCCGCGAAACGCGCUUCCGAGGCUCAACUCUCAGUCCGCAAGAUCAUCCCCAAGCCGCAAGGCCCUUCCAGCAAGCUCUCGCAGAGCGUCUCCGCCUCUGAGAUUGCGCAUCGUCCCGCGCCUUCGACUCCCGCCCCAGCAGCAGCCACUCCAGUCCCUAAGCGGAGACCAGGCGACAAUCCUCACAAGCUCGCCGCCUCUACAUCUACUCCAGCUCUGCAGAACCUUCCUAAUCCUCCUGCACCGGCGACCAGCUCGAAAGCUACCAGCUUCUCGGGUGCUCCCUCUACACCGCGUCCUAGCAUCUUCCGCAACUCGCUGUACGCGCGUCCUGCGCCCGCCACAACCUAUACCCAACGCGUUUCCUCGCAUCCAUUGACCCAGAGCUUCCCGCCUGUCACUCCCGGCAGGCCAGGACGUGCCGCCAAUGUCGAUAUCAACAACCGCAUCCUGUCGAACACGGCUUCGACCGAGCUGUUCCCUAUGAAGAUCCCCGAGCCCCCUCGCCACCUAACCGGUGAGAUGUUGGCUAAGGAGGUUCCCGAGGACCCGAACCGUGCCGGCUCUAUUUACGCCGACGAGUACCUCGCGCACCUUUGCCCUCCUGAGUUCGAUGAUCUCCAGAGGCGGCAGUUCUUCUGCAUUCUUGACCUGCGGCGCCUGAAGUACGCUGCUGAUGAAGUGUUCCUGAAGAAGGACUGGAAGAUUAACAUCCUAAACUUUGCCAAGGAGUACGAGAAGAGCCGGAGCCUGAUUAUGCUUCGCUAUGGCCUAUACGAGUUCAAGACGGUUCGGGCGUCCGAGGCGGUCAAGAGGGAAUGGAAGCUGAAGCAUGGCAUCCCCGAUUCUGAUGACGAGUCUGGCGCCCCAGCCAAGACCAACGGUGGCGGUAAGAGGAAGGCUGAAGAAGACUUGGAACCGUCUAGCUCUACAUUCACACAUACUGCUAGCCCGAACAAACGCGCACGCGCUACCGAGGCCCCGGCCACGAAUAAGCGCAAGGCGAACGACGAGCUUGAGGAAGAGAGCCAGCCUUCCAAGCUCCAGAAGCCUGGCUCCCCGUCACCGGCGAAAACCCCCUCGGCUACUAAGUCGGUGUUCGAGAGCAUCGCCAACAAGACGGCUAGCCCGCAGACGGCUCCCAAGAGCUCCCUGUUCAGCUCUUCCACGGCCGCCAAGCCGAAUGGCUCCAUCUUCGACAAUGCCCAGAAGACCCCCGCCACUAGCUCCAACAUCUUUGGUCAUCUCUCUGAUGCCAGCAAGGAUGAAGAUAAUGAAAGCGACACUGGCUCCGAGGCUGAAGCCGAGGACGAAACCCCGGCGAAGAAGAAGAAGAAGACCACGGUCAAUGGAGCUUCGAGCAGUGCACCUUCCGAGGGCGGCGAGAGCACCCAAAGUCGCAGCAUCUUCGACCGCAUCACCAGGGACGCCAACGGCCAGCCGGUCAGGCAGCUUCCUGAAGGCGGUUUGUUCUCUGGGGAAUCCAGGAAGCGUUCUCUCAGCCCUGUCAAGGAGCUGCCUGCCAACAACACCUGGAAUGCCAGCGCCGGUAUCAAGUUCGCGACCCCGGGCACUUCCUCGAUCUUUGGCUCCUCCAACCCUAAGCCACCUGCUACCACCGACACGAUUGACUUCGCCGCUUCGACGACGAAGAAACCCGAGGAGGCUGCUGCCCCGGCUGAAGCGCCCAAGGAGGCUACUCCUACCACUAACCUUUUCGGCGCUCAGACUAAGGCCACUGAGGAGGCCCCCAAGCCUGCAGCGACUAACAUCUUCGGUUCUACCACCAACCCCACCGAGACCUCGAUUCCUGCUGGUUCUCUCUUCAGCGCGAAGCCGGCAACAAGCACGACAAAUUCGCUCUUCGGUGCCACCACUUCUGCGGCUGGGCAGAAAAAGGAUGAAGAGUCCAAGCCGACCGAGGCUGCUCCUGCUCCCGCUCCUGCCACAUCGACUCUGUUCGGUGCGAAGCCGGCCACCACUGAGUCUCCGAAGACGAACCUCUUCCAGUUCGGCACUCCAAACAAGACCGAGACGGCGCCUGCCACCCAGCCCCAGUUCGGCGGCCUCUUUGGCAAGCCUCCCUCAACUGAGACCCCGACCGAGAAGCCUGCCACUACUUCUCUGUUCGGUACGGAUGCCUCCAAGCCUGCUACUACUAGCAGCUUGUUCGGCUCUGCUACGACUGCAGCCGAUAAGCCCGCUGCUACCAACCUCUUUGGCUCUACGACGACUCCGGCUGACAAGCCUACUACUACUAAUCUGUUCGGUUCUACGUCCACCCAAGCUACUUCCGGCUCAGAUGAGCCGACGGCGAAGAAGUUCGCCUUUGGUGGUACCACUGAGAGCAAGCCUACUACUUCUCUCUUUGGUUCGACGACUCCUGCCCCUGCGACUUCGACCGAGAACAAGGGCGGUCUUUUCGGCGCCACUACCACCUCGGCUACUCCUGCCACUAACACCAAGCCUCUGUUUGGUAGCACGCCUGCUCCUGCUCAGGAGAACAAGCCGCUGUUCGGCAGCAGCACUACCACCGCCGCGCCCGUGUUCCAGUUUGGUAGCACGCCUGCCAGCACUUCCACGGAGCAGAAGCCUCUGUUUGGUGCUACUGCCGCAACCGAUUCGAAGCCCUUGUUUGGCAGCACUUCUGCUACUUCAACUGAGCAAAAGCCUCUCUUCGGUUCCAGCACUACUAUGACCGAGCAGAAGCCUCUCUUUGGUAGCAUCUCGACAACUGCCACCGAGCAGAAGCCGCUGUUUGGCAGCACUUCGACCACCGAGGCUAAGCCCCUCUUUGGUGCGGCGCCUGCUUCGACUGAGCAGAAGUCUCUGUUUGGCAUCACUCCAUCAACGACGGAGAACAACCCUGCCAGCAUCUUUGGUAACAGUUCCACCUCUACCGAGCAGAAGCCUCUUUUCGGUUCUGCUCCGGCUUCCACUGAACAGAAGCCGCUUUUCGGCAGCACUCCGUCAACCACAGAGAACAAGCCCGCCGGCCUCUUCGGCAACACCUCCACCACUUCGACCUCAACGCCGCUUUUCAACUUCGGGUCUCAGAACACCACGGCAAGCCAGCCUUCGACAACUGGCUCGAUCUUUGGCAGCGCCAGCGCCUCGUUCACCUUCACUGCCGGUGGCUCGGAUGGCACGAUUAAGAACCCAUUCGCCUCCGACGGCUCGUAUUCGGCUCCUACCUCUUUCAACUUCGGCAGCGGCGACAGCCAGUCCUCGUCGGCUCCAUUCACGUUUGGUGCCGGUGGUGGCACUCCUAGCUUCACUUUCGGUGCCAGCUCCGACAGCUCGAACGCCUCCAACAACGCCUCGUCAGCGCCGAUCUUCAGCUUCGGAGCCUCACAGCCUAGCAGCACGCCUCUCUUUGGCCAGAACAACCCUCCCGCCGCGUCGAAUAUUUUCGCUAGCAGCCUGGCUCCCGUCGGGGGAACCUCUACAGGUACUAGUAAGCACGUCCCUUCAUUUCUCGAAUCCGAAAACAAAGCAAGUGCUUAUUCUUCGUUAGAUUCCCCUUUCACCUUUGGCGGGGCUUCUAGUUUAGCAACAACCCCCGCAGCCUCUACGCCGGAGCCGUCUGCUGCCAAUGCGGCAGCAGCAGGAGAAGAUCAAGGAGCAAGCGCUGACGCCGAUGAGCAGCCACAGGAGCAAAUCUCGCUAACCGACGGCGGCCCGGGCGAGGAGGACGAGUCCGUCGUCCAUGAAGUGCGCGCCAAGGCUGUCAAACUGGUGACGGCCGCUGAUUCUUCUGCUGACUCUAGCAACGGUUCCGGCGAGAAACCUGCCGAGAAAAAGAGUAACUCGCCAUGGAAGGUGAUGGGUGUCGGUCCGCUGCGCCUGUUGAAGCACAAGCAAACCGGUGCCGUCCGUAUGCUGUUGCGUGCCGAGCCGCGUGGCAACAUCGCGCUCAACAAACUUGUGUUGCCGCAGUUUACAUACAAACCCGAUGCGGCGACCCCGAAGUUUAUCAAGUUUGCCGCUGCUAGGGACGAUGGGAAGGGCUUGGAGACGUGGAUGAUUCAGGUUAAGACCCCGCAGUUGGCGCAGGAACUCGCUGCCGCGCUGGAGGAGCAUAAGAAGGCGAACGAAAAGAAGGAUGGUGAGAAGAAUGAGGAGUCGGAGAAAAAGGACGAGAAACAAGAGGAAAAGAAAAAUGAGGAGAAGAAAGAUGAAAAAGAAGAAAAGAAGGAUGAGAAGAAAUGA